Molecule: messenger RNA, 3174 nt
Organism: Salmo salar (Atlantic salmon)
Lineage: Eukaryota; Metazoa; Chordata; Actinopteri; Salmoniformes; Salmonidae
Source: RefSeq, a predicted model, not a curated record
CUCUCCUCUCCUCUCCUCUCCUCUCCUCUCCUCUCCUCUCCUCUCCUCUCCUCUCCUCUCCUCUGUUAGCUCUGUGUGUGACCUGGAGGGAGGGUUGUGUAACCUAGAUGUGUGUGUGUGUUUGUGUCGUGGUUGUGAGUAUGUUACCUCCCGGGUGUGUGUAGCGUGUGUUUUGCAAGGAGAGUGUUAGGAGUGUGUAUUCCUUUGUGUGUGUGUGUGUGUGUGUGUGUGUGUGUGUGUGUGUAGUGUACCAUAAUGAGUGCAGCAGGAGUGGAGCGACGGAGGCCGACCUCAGCACAGACCCCUGAGGAGAGAGAGGGGGGAGAGGGAUGGGGUGAUGCAGGAAGAGAGGAGAGAGAGGAGAGAGAGGGAUGGAGCCAGCCAGGGAGGGCAGGAUGGAGGGAGGGCAGAGAAAGCGGUGUAGUGCAGAGUUAUAGCUUCGACUCGUACCAGCUGGAGGAAGAGGAGGGGACCAAGAGCGUGCCGGAGAGAGGGGUGCUGGCCCUGGCAGAACCAGCCUUUGAGGAGCCAGUCCCCGAUGACCGUUACCAUGGUAUCUACUUUGCGAUGCUAUUGGCUGGUGUGGGCUUCCUGCUUCCCUACAACAGCUUCAUCACUGAUGUGGACUACCUACACCACAAGUUCCAGGGAUCCUCCAUAGUAUUUGAUAUGAGUCUGGUGUAUAUCGUGGUGGCUCUGGUCGCUGUCAUAGUAAACAACAUCCUGGUGGAGAGAAUCAGUUUACACACUAGAAUCACAGUGGGUUACCUGUUUGCUCUGGGUCCGCUGGUGUUUGUCAGCGUGUUUGAUGUGUGGUUGGAAUCCUUCACUACCAGACAGGCUUACGUCGUCAACCUCUUCUCCGUUGGGGUGGUCGCCUUCGGAUGUACAGUACAGCAGUCCAGUUUCUAUGGUUACAUGGGGAUGCUGCCCAAGAGAUACACACAGGGGGUGAUGACUGGAGAAAGUACAGCAGGUGUAAUCAUCUCUCUGAGUCGUAUCUUCACGAAGCUCCUGAUCAGUAACGAGAGAAUAAACACACUCAUCUUCUUCCUGGUUUCCAUCACCAUGGAGAUGCUCUGCUUCCUUCUCCACCUCAUUGUCCGUCGCUCACGAUUCGUCCGCUACUACACAGGCCCCACCCACCGGGGUCACGGCCAGGGGAUAGGUCAUGACAUCGGGUCGGAGGUCAGCGGGACGGGAUACAGGGUUCACCACGACGUCACUACAGAGGAAGUAAGAUUUGGUAACGGAGUGGCGGCGACGACGUCGCCAUCUGAUGACGUCACGGAUGAGUUCACGGGAGGGACGUACGUUCGGUUUGGAAUUCCUAAAGACAAGAUCCGGAGAAGCUGGCCUGGACUACAAGAUAUGUUUCUUCACAGGUACAUCGUUGCCAGGGUGAUCUGGGCCUACAUGUUGUCUAUAGCAGUGACCUACAGCAUCACUCUGUGUCUGUUUCCUGGUCUGGAAUCAGAGAUACGCAACCCAACCCUGGGGGAGUGGCUACCUAUACUCAUCAUGGCCACAUUCAACAUGGCCGACUUCGUAGGCAAGAUCCUGGCUGCGUUGCCCUAUGAGUGGACGGGGGUUUACCUGCUCCUCUUCUCCUGCCUGCGGGUGGUCUUCAUCCCUCUGUUGGUGAUGUGCGUGUACCCUUCCUCCACCCCAACCUUGUCCCACCCCGUCUGGCCCUGCCUCUUUUCUCUCCUCAUGGGCGUAACCAACGGUUACUUCGGAUCAGUCCCCAUGAUUCAGGCUGCUGGGAAGGUCCCGCCGGAACAGAGAGAACUAGCAGGUAACACUAUGACUGUAUCGUACAUGACAGGGUUGAUGUUGGGAUCAGCUGUGGCCUACGCUGCCUAUAGCUUCACUGCACCGGGCUCAAACACACACACACACACCAACAUCACCACAGGGUACUGAACACACACACACACACACACACACACACACACACACACACACACACCACACACACACACACACACACAGAGCCCAGAAAAGGCCUCAGCGAAGAGGAGUCCCUCAAGACUGACAGGAUACUGAACUCCAGCCUGACCUCUAACCUUUGACCCCAGGAUGUUAUCCUGGUCCACCUCCUGAUCCUCCUCGUCUAUACUGCUGAGCUUUCUGCUCUGCUCGGGGAGACAGAAUCUCUGAUUGGCUUUCUGCUCUGCUCGGGGAGACAGAAGCUCUGAUUGGCUUUCUGCUCUGCUCGGGGAGACAGAAGCUCUGAUUGGCUUUCUGCUCUGCUCGGGGAGACAGCGUGAACAGAAUCUCUGAUUGGCUUUCUGCUCUGCUCGGGGAGACAGAAUCUCUGAUUGGCUUUCUGCUCUGCUCGGGGAGACAGAAGCUCUGAUUGGCUUUCUGCUCUGCUCGGGAGACAGCGUGAACAGAAUCUCUGAUUGGCUUUCUGCUCUGCUCGGGGAGACAACGUGAACAGAAUCUCUGAUUGGCUUUCUGCUCUGCUCGGGGAGACAGAAUCUCUGAUUGGCUUUCUGCUCUGCUCGGGGAGACAGAAUCUCUGAUUGGCUUUCUGCUCUGCCCGGGGAGAAUCUCUGAUUGGCUUUCUGCUCUGCUCGGGAGACAGAAUCUCUGAUUGGCUUUCUGCUCUGCUCGGGGAGACAGAAUCUCUGAUUGGCUUUCUGCUCUGCUCGGGGAGACAGAAUCUCUGAUUGGCUUUCUGCUCUGCUCGGGGAGACAGAAUCUCUGAUUGGCUUUCUGCUCUGCUCGGGGAGACAGAAUCUCUGAUUGGCUUUCUGCUCUGCUCGGGGAGACAGAAUCUCUGAUUGGCUUUUCUGCUCGGGGAGACAGAAUCUCUGAUUGGCUUUCUGCUCUGCUCGGGGAGACAGAAUCUCUGAUUGGCUUUCUGCUCUGCUCGGGGAGACAGAAUCUCUGAUUGGCUUUCUGCUCUGCUCGGGGAGACAACGUGAAGAGAAUCUCUACUUGGCUUUCUGCUCUGCCCGUGUGACAGCUAUGACAUGAUGCAUUACAUUAUCCUUGCCUUUUCCGUCAGUAUUCUACAGCGGGUCGAGAUGCGGAACCUACUAGUGCUAAAAGUCUGUCUUUAUUCUUCAGGGUUCAUGUAAAUAUAAAGUUGUGAAUGUAAAAAAAUAUGAAAUAAAAAAAAUGUAUAACUGACAAACAUUAAAAAAAUACAAUGUGUAAAUA